AAAAUUAUGGCCGAGUUUCAUUGUAGAUAUGAAGAUCAUCUUGAAUAAGCAAUUUUAGGAUUUUGUAUUAAUAUUGGUUGUCACUAAACUCCUCAAUUUUGUUUUUAAUGCUUCAACACUAACUAAAAACAACAUCAAGCCUAAUGUCUCGGAUUUUCUACAAUCAAAGAACUUAUCUAAGAAUAUAUUCAAAAAGAACAUGAGUUUUAUGGAAGACUACAAAAUUUUGAGAGCAGCUUCAAUAAUUUUAUUAAUCAAAUGUAAAAGAAAGCAUAGAAUAACCUCAAGAAAUUAUAAAAAAUGAGUGAAUUUCUGACAAAAGGAGAGUAUCUAAAAUUUAAAAGUGAUAUCAAAUUCUUUAGAAAGUAUCAUUCUAAGGUUGAUGAGACUGAAAAAAGUAUUGUUUUACCAUUGAUUUAGGUAAAUUUAUAACUUCAAUCAAUUCUAUUGUGUCAGCUCUUGAAAAUAUCAAACAAGAUUAUAUUAGGAUAGAUGACUAAAUCAAUGCUUUAACUGAUGAUAAUAAUUAAUAAUAUAUGAGUAGAGCCAAAAGUUACUUUGAGAAAAGUAUACAUCUUUUGAUAUAAAUUUUAGGUGAAUAAUUAUUAAGAGAGGGACAAUUUAAAGAAGCAUUAUCAGCCUUAAACGAAUCAUUAUCGAUGGGUUAUAAUCAUGACUUUGUCUAUAAUUUGAAAGGUAUAUUUGGAAUAAUUAUAAAUUUCAAAGGGCUUAUAUUAUAGAAUCUAAAUAAAUUGGAUGAAGCAAUAGAUUGCUUUGACUUAGCCCGAAAUAUCAACCCAAAUUCUGAAAAUGCUCACAGCAAUCUAGGUAGCCUAUAAUUAUUUAUAAUUUUUUAUAGGAGCUUCAUUAAUUAACCAAGGCAAAUUCACAGAAGGCCUUUAGAUAAUAAAAACGACAAUAGAGCUGAAUCCAAAAAAUGAGAAAGCCUAUUAUUUGAAAGGUUGUUAUUCCAAAUAAUUGAAGGCUUUGCACUAUAUAAAUUGGAUAAAUAUUAAGAAUCCUAAUAUGCCUAUGAAGAGGCAAUAAAAUUGAAUAAUCGCUGGGAUAACGCAUACUAAGGGAAAGGCAAUAAAUAUAUGUAAAUAUUCAAUAGGCAAAUCGUUACUUAAACUUAAUAAAUACAAAGAAGCCCUUUAAUGUUUCUAAACUGCAAUUAAUCUAAACAAAAAUAACGAUGAAGCUGUGGAGAACAAAGGUUGAAAAUUCCUUCAUUUUUUCUAGCUCUCUCUCUACAU
Messenger RNA from Paramecium octaurelia, 1256 nucleotides. The record is from the annotation of a GenBank genome assembly. NCBI's taxonomy places the organism in Eukaryota, Ciliophora, Oligohymenophorea, Peniculida, Parameciidae.